This is a messenger RNA of Chaetomium globosum CBS 148.51, 603 nucleotides long. RefSeq lists its product as uncharacterized. The transcript has a single exon. Bases 1 to 603 code for a protein of 200 amino acids. NCBI's taxonomy places the organism in Eukaryota, Fungi, Ascomycota, Sordariomycetes, Sordariales, Chaetomiaceae. The record is from RefSeq and is a predicted model, not a curated record.
AUGUCCCGCACCCUCCGCCUCACCACCCUCCCCACCCGCCACCUAACAACAACCAACCUCACCACCCGCCCCUCCCUCCUCAUCACCACCACCACCACCACCACCAUCACCCAGUACCCCCGCCCCUUCAGCACCACCCGCCCCCGCCCCAACGACACGCUCCCCGUCCGCGUCUCCGGCACCGGCACCGGCACGGUCCAACACAUCUCCGUCCCGGGCAAGACCUACACCUUCACGGCCGACACCUACCCGCUGCUUGGCGGGGGCGAUUCCGCGCCCUCCCCCGUGGUCUACUCGCUCGCCAGCCUGAGCUCGUGCAACCAGGUGACGGGCCACGUGGUGGCGCGGGACCAUGGGAUCUCGCUGGGGAAGUGGGAGGUGCAGGUGGAGGCGGAUUUGCCGACGGCGGUGUUGGUGAGGGGGGCGGCGGAGGGGAAUCCGAAUUGGGAGGGGGUGAGGCUGAGGGUGAGGGUGCAGACGGAUGCGGAGGGGGAGAGGUGGGAGAGGUUUGUGAGUGAGGUCGAGAGGAGGUGUCCGAUUACGAGGUUGUUUAGGCUGAGUGGGGUGAGGUGGGAGAGUAAGUGGGUGAAUGAGAGGUUGUGA